Messenger RNA from Entrophospora candida, 736 nucleotides. The record is from the annotation of a GenBank genome assembly. NCBI's taxonomy places the organism in Eukaryota, Fungi, Glomeromycota, Glomeromycetes, Entrophosporales, Entrophosporaceae.
AAACAUUGGUCGAUUAUUACACUUACUUCGCCAAACUGUGCCAGAGUAUUUUCAGCGGGAAUUUGUUGUUCUUCAUCGAACGAGUGGUAAAGUGAUUGAAUUUAUGCAAAAUACAGUUGUGAAACGUUAUUCUUCAGUGGAUUCUGUCAUGAAACUUAAGACCCUUUAUGAUGAAAUGGCCAAGCAUCAAGUUCCUUUCAUUGAUUCCCUCAAUCACGUCAAUACGGAGGAAGGAUCAACUCCAUUCAUGAUUUUUUCACCAAAGGGCAUGAUGUGUAAACCACGAUCAAAGGAACAACUAAUCAAAGCAUUGUGUUGUGUUUUGACUGCCCUUAAGGCUCUCCACAAAAUGAAAAUCAUGCAUCGUGAUCUCCAUUGGGAUAACGUGUUAAAGUCCAUAGAUCGAGACAGUUGGUUCAUUAUUGAUUUCGAUGACGCGUGCUGUGUUCCUUCAAAUAUUCCUAACACACAAUUAGCUAAAGAAAGUCAUGCACCUGAGAUUUUUGAAUUUCAUCACAAUGAGAGUGUUGAUAUUUGGUCUGUCGGAUAUUUGAUUCGGACGGCCUCUGUUGAGCUUCAAGGAUUGGAUGAAUUGAAAGCUUAUGCAAGAAUGAACUUGAUGGCAAAGGAUAAAUUUAAUAGACCAACAGCCAAAGAUGCUUUGCGGUGGCUUUGGAGCAAAUAUAGAGAUGUUCUCAAAGAUUUUUUGGAAGAGGAGGAAAUGGAAGAAUCAUAA